AUGCCUGGGCGGCGGAGCGUGAUCGGCUCGUAUCAGGCAGUAGCUGAUAUUGCAGGCCAGCGUUUCUUCUCCACCACCAUCCCUCGUCAUGCAGAUAUCACCCUCACCGUCGAUGGGAAGGAGGUUACCGUUCCGCAAGGAACUGCUCUGAUCCAGGCUUGUGAAGCCGCUGGUGCGACCGUCCCGCGGUUCUGUUACCAUGACCGAUUAGCUAUCGCUGGAAACUGCCGGAUGUGCUUGGUCGAGGUCGAGCGCUCUCCCAAACCCGUCGCAUCCUGCGCCAUGCCAGCCAUGCCCGGAUCCAAAGUCUUCACCAACACUCCCCUCGUCCACAAGGCCCGCGAAGGCGUCAUGGAAUUCCUCCUCGCCAACCACCCCCUCGACUGCCCUAUCUGCGACCAGGGUGGCGAGUGUGAUCUCCAAGAUCAGUCCAUGCGGUACGGAUCGGACCGGACUCGAUUCCACGAGAUCACGGGCAAGCGGGCAACGGAGAACAAGGACCUCGGACCGAUCGUCAAGACCAGCAUGAACCGGUGUAUCCAGUGCACCCGGUGCGUGCGGUUCGCCAAUGACGUGGCGGGCGUCGAGGACCUCGGAACGACCGGACGGGGUAACGAUCUCCAGAUCGGGAUGUACAUCGAGAAGACGAUGGACUCGGAGAUGUCGGGAAACAUCAUCGAUCUCUGCCCCGUCGGCGCCCUCACGUCCAAGCCAUACGCUUUCCAGGCGCGACCAUGGGAGCUUAAAAAGACCGAGUCGGUCGACGUGCUCGAUGCGGUCGGAAGCAACAUCCGGGUCGACUCGCGGGGCGUUCAGGUCAUGCGCGUCCAGCCCAAGAUCAAUGACGAGAUCAACGAGGAGUGGAUCAAUGACAAGACGCGGUAUGCUUACGACGGGCUCAAGUACCAGCGGUUGACCACACCGCUGGUGCGUGAGGGGGACAAGUUUGUUCCCGCCACUUGGGAGCACGCGAUGGAGUCUAUUCGUCAUGGGUUCCUCAACUCGGGCGCGCGGGGAGAUGAGAUCAAGGCGGUUGCGGGUGCAUUGGCGGACACGGAGUCCCUCGUCGCGCUCAAGGAUCUCAUCAACCGCAUGGGAUCCGAAAACCUCACUACCGACACCCCUCUCGGCCACCUCCCCUCCCCUACCGGAUCCGAAAUCCGCUCCAACUACCUCUUCAACACCUCCAUCGAGACUGCCAACGAGGCGGAUGCGGUCCUCCUCAUCGGUACCAACCCACGCCACGAGGCGGCCAUCCUCAACACCCGUUUCCGGAAGUCAUACCUCCAGACCGGCGCAGAGUUUGCGCUCAUCGGCGAGAACUUUGACUCUACGUUCGAGUACGAGCACGUCGGGACGAGCGCCAAGGACGUCGAGUCGUUCUUGGGCGGGAAGGGUAAGGGGGCGUUUGGCAAGAUCUGGAAGGAGGCCAAGAAGCCAUUGGUGAUUGUCGGAUCGGGCGUGAUUGAGGGCAAGGAGGGAGCGGCGGUAUUGAAGGCGGUGUCAAAGCACAUGCUUGACAACUCGGCCAGGUUCUUGGCGGAGGGAUGGAAUGGGUUCUCAGUUCUUCAACGAGCUGCAUCUCGGACCGCCGCACUCGACGUCGGCUUCACCCCAUCCGCCGCCGCAUCCAAAGCCACCCCCAAAUUCGUCUACCUCCUCAAUGCCGACGAUAUCGACCCCUCCACCAUCCCCGAGAACGCAUUCGUCGUCUACCAAGGCCACCACGGUGACCUCGGCGCGCAGUUCGCGGACGUCUGUCUUCCCGGCGCGGCAUACACCGAGAAGGCCACCACAUGGGUCAACACGGAAGGCCGGAGUCAAAUGGGCCGCACCGCCGUCCCACCACCCGGAGCCAGCCGGGAAGACUGGAAGAUUCUCCGUGCGCUCUCCGAGGUCGUUGGCGAGCCAUUACCAUACGACGACAUCUACACCCUGCGCGAGCGGAUGUGGGACGUCUCGCCCACCCUGCUGAGGUACGAUACGCUCGAGCGGCCAUCGGCGGAGCUGGUCACCGCGGGUCUGAAGCAGUUGUCCUCGGCAUCAGUAUCGGCAGGCUCGGCAACGGCGUUCAAGAAGCCCAUCUCGGACUUCUACAGGACAGAUCCUAUUUCGAGGGCGUCGGUGACAAUGGCGGCGUGCUCGAAGGCGUUCACAAAGAAGGAGUACGAGACGACGCAGGUGGAUGAUGCGAUUGGGGGUCAGGCAUCAUACGCAUGA
Molecule: messenger RNA, 2220 nt
Organism: Dioszegia hungarica
Lineage: Eukaryota; Fungi; Basidiomycota; Tremellomycetes; Tremellales; Bulleribasidiaceae
Exons: 6
Coding region: 1-2220 (739 amino acids)
Biological process (GO): ATP synthesis coupled electron transport
Cellular component (GO): membrane
Molecular function (GO): iron-sulfur cluster binding; NADH dehydrogenase (ubiquinone) activity
Source: RefSeq, a predicted model, not a curated record